AUGGAUCCGAAAGACGCCAUCAUCCAGCUGAUCGUCCCAAAUUGCGCUGGGGAUACUGAGCGUCUCCAAGUUCACCGCGGUGUUCUUUGCAAGAGUUCAGAGUUCUUUCGAAAAGCCAUGAAGCCAGAGUGGGCGAAUCAGAAAGACGACCCAAAGACCCUGGAUCUUCCCGAGGACUCGGCGGACAUUAUCACGGACUAUAUCAAGUGGCUUUACCUUGGAGAGAUUCCGAUCGGCCCAGGCAUAGCUAACGGAGUCACCGAUGAGAAGAGGUCUAACGAAGCAGAGCGAUUCUUUGUCCCAAUGACACGAGCAUAUGUAUUUGGGGAGAGGAUCAUGGAUGUCAAGUACAAAAACGCGAUGUUCAAGGCUAUAUUCGCAGCUCAAAACAAGUACCACUUGUGUAUGGGAACAGAGAGCGUCAAUAUUGUCUACGAGGGCACGCCUUCCGGAUCUCCACUACGACGCUUAAUUGCUGCAGACAUUGCGCAUAAAUCGUACGAUGACUUGGAAGAAGGGGGUGGCUGGAUGGAAGACUUGGAAUCGUAUUCAAGAGAAACUCUGAUAGAUGCAUUACAAGCCACGGUGAGGGCGCGUUCCAAGAUAACCAGCUCCUACCCUGGCGUCGAGUCGUACCUUGAGAAGGAGGAGUAG
Molecule: messenger RNA, 654 nt
Organism: Alternaria viburni
Lineage: Eukaryota; Fungi; Ascomycota; Dothideomycetes; Pleosporales; Pleosporaceae
Exons: 2
Coding region: 1-654 (217 amino acids)
Molecular function (GO): protein binding
Source: RefSeq, a predicted model, not a curated record